This is a messenger RNA of Lodderomyces parapsilosis, 810 nucleotides long. RefSeq lists its product as uncharacterized. NCBI's taxonomy places the organism in Eukaryota, Fungi, Ascomycota, Pichiomycetes, Serinales, Debaryomycetaceae. The record is from RefSeq and is a predicted model, not a curated record. Gene Ontology annotation, biological process: autophagosome assembly; C-terminal protein lipidation; autophagy of mitochondrion. The coding region runs from base 1 to 810 and encodes 269 amino acids. The transcript has a single exon. Gene Ontology annotation, cellular component: Atg12-Atg5-Atg16 complex; phagophore assembly site membrane; cytoplasm.
AUGUCGAAUAUAGAGAACACAACGGAGGUCAAAAAACGCCUUUGGAAUGGUUCAAUUAACAUCAGAAUCAUCUUUAUCGUAAAUGGACAAACAUUUGAGUACUUGGUGCAAGCAUUUAGAAAUUCAUAUUUGCCACUACUAUAUCCACGAAUAAUCCCAUAUUUCGAAACCAUCACUAAUGCAAAGAUAGAGGAACCUGUAUGGUUGGAGUUUGAGAGUGUUCCCUUGAGAUGGAACAUACCGGUUGGUGUACUUUAUGAUUGUUUGUACCUCCCAGCGCACCACUCCAGUCGCGACCGCAGUCAUAGUUGGGAGUUGAAUCUACGAGUUGGUACUUACCCCAUGGAGUAUGUCAUGCCAUUCACACAAACCAAUGGAGCUAUCGAUUAUAUCAAAUGUCUAAAUGAAGUGUUAAAGAAUCAACUAAAACAAUCAACAUUUGUCAUUAAUGGUUCUUCUAAAGCCAUUAUGCAAAUGAGUGAGCACGAUUCAGAAAACUACUUAUCCUCCAUCGUGACGAGAAACUUGCACCACUACAACAAUUUCAAUAACAAACUUGUCAAAACAGCAAAGGGGAUACCCAUACGGAUACUAUUGCCCUGCAGUGAUAUCAUGAGUCAAGUGCCAGCAGUACCCACCCAAACCUUGGCUGAGUUGAUACUGAACACAAUGCAUGAUUUGUAUGAGAUAGCUCACCCAUUCACGCAUGGGAUAGAUAUCAGCCUGUUGUCGGGCGUUUCUUUGUUGGAAAUUUGGCAAAUUUUUAAAUACCCCGACAAUGUUUUGUAUAUAACAAUGAUUAUCCUUUGA